This is a messenger RNA of Diversispora eburnea, 3483 nucleotides long. The record is from the annotation of a GenBank genome assembly. Lineage: Eukaryota; Fungi; Glomeromycota; Glomeromycetes; Diversisporales; Diversisporaceae.
AUGCAGCAAUUCACGUUUCCACAUUUUAGUGACGAAAUUGAUUUAACGCAACGAUGCGAAAUUCUUUCUUCUUCGUUACAAAGUUUCAUUUGUUCUACUAAAGACCUUGAUACAAAUAAACAAAUUGCAAAUGUAAUAUUAUUUGAAGCUUGGCAACAAAAUUGGACUGAAUUCGAUUAUGAGUAUAGUUUUCCCGCACCUCAUUUGACAACCGGGCUUUAUCUGCAACUAAUUCGCAUUUUAGACCUUGAGAAAGAAUUUGUUAAAACGUUGUAUAUGGUCCCCCGGCAGGUGGUUUCGACAAUUAUUUGCGAAAUAAUUGGCUGCGAUCCAUUAUUUUGCUUAAGAGUUGUGUAUGAUCCUGCAUUAUUUGUGGCAAUUAGUCUCGAUGUUAGUCAAAGAAAAGAUUUGAUUACUCAAUUGAGGCGUUUGGUAAUUGAAAACGCGUCCUCAAUCACUGAUAUUCGAUCGCGUAAUACUAUAAAUGAUGCGAAUGUGGAUUAUAUGUAUUCUUCCCCUCUUUAUCUUGAGAGAUCCCCUCGCCGAAAGGUGAUGAUUUCAAAGUUAUCAAAUAAUGCAAAUUUUACAAAUCUUAUUGAAGAUUUGCAAAUCAGUAGUAACCAUCUUAAGAUGGAGGAUAAAGAAUAUUUUAUGGAUUUGUUAAUUAUUUUCGAUCACCUUUCCUUUGUUGCAUGGUCAGAACAUGAACACAAAAAUAAUUUCAAGAUUUCAAAAGAAUUGAUUAUUCGCAAGACUGUUCUUAAACUAAAAGAUUCAGGCAAAUAUGAAUACAUAGUUAUUAAUAUAUUUUGCAUGCAUAAUAUUUCUAAAAUCGAAGAUAAUGACACUAUGUCAAAUUUACUGAGAUUUGCAAAUGAUAUAAUUCUGAAAUUGCAACAACUUUCUAAUUUAACGUCACGAUCAGAGCGUAUAUCGAAACGCUUACAAGAAGAUAAAAUUGGAUACUUAAAGGCUAUAAAUCGAAUUAAAGCCCGUGAGACAUUGAACUCUAUGGAAUUAUCUAAUGCAGACGAUAACCAAUUGUUAAACAAACAUGAAGAAUCUUUCGUUAUGAUAUGUCGUACUGUUCGUCAAAAUCUCAACUACGACGCUUCAUUUGCUCUUCGAAGUUUCAAUUCUGAUAUAACUUUCAGAGUGGAUUCUUCAUCUUCUCAUCCCUCGAAAAAGGAUCUUGAAGAAUAUUGUCAAUGGAUAAACGAGAGCAUAAGCAAGGAACUUAUUGGUUACGUAUCCCUUUUAAAAUUGAUGAUUCAAUAUUUUGAUCUUUUUGUGGGUACUUCAUACAAUUUAGAGAAAUUAUCGACUUUAAUUCUGGAAAAUGGUCUACAUGUUGAAUUAUAUCAAAGUGUCAAGAGAAUAAUCAAGAUAGUUCUUCAACAGAAUCGUCUGCAAGUGGCUAAAGUCAUUAUUGAAUUGUUUAUUGAAACUUUCUCUAAAACUCCUCUACAUACGAGAUUAAUAUUUCGAGAUUAUAUACUUUCUGAUAGGCCGUCAAAUAUGUCAAUAACCUCUCCAACUUUUGAUUCUUGGGAUAUUUGGCCAUUUGAUCUUAAACAAAGAGUUACUGCAAUGUGCAAUCAAUUGGUUUCCUCUGAAUUUAUGAAAGAUAAAUCAGUGGACCAUAAUGAUGAUAUAAAGCCAGAAAUAAUGGAUUCUUUAAUAUUGUCAUCAUUAGUAUCUCCCUAUUAUUUAUUGCAUAGAUUAAUCUGGGAAGUCAUCCAGCAUAAAGGACAAGGAUUGAUGAUUCAUAAAAUUUUAAAUAAGAUUAAGUCUAUAUGUUGGAUUCGUGCGACUUCCAAAUCUCCCGCUUUAUUUAUUAUGGUACUUGAAGAGAUACUGACCAAAUAUGACGAAGGUUCAGUCGCGCUAACACUCCAAGAAAAUAAAAAUUUGAUUUAUUUUAUUUCACUUUCAAUGACGGGAAAUACUAUUAAACAACCCACCAAAUUAACAUCAUCUGAAAUUGGUGAAUGGGGCAAUUCUAAUAUCCUUCUCGAUAUCAGAGAAUACAUCACUCACUGCAUUGUGCCUUAUUUGCAGAACUCUUCUAACAGUAAUCGAGAAAGUACUUUAAAGUUGUCACUGUCCACCCUGAGUGCACUAUUUCUUCCCGGUGAAUCAGCGUUGGUUUUAACUGAUCAGCAUUGGUUUUUGAAGUCAAAGCCUUUCUCUCUAUUGCACAACAUCGCACUAUUAUAUGAUCAACGCAAAAAUGGAUACAUAUCAAUUACAAGCUUUUGUCUUGUUUACACGUUACUUAAAGAAUUUAUAAGAUUAUUAACAGAAUAUAUUGAGUCUUUUCAUGAAAAUUUGGAACGUGAUGGGAAACACUUAAAUUUUGCAUUAUUACGAUGGAUACCAAAAAUUACAACAGAAAUUCGUAAAUCAAUUGCUGGCAAGAUUUUUGAUUUUUAUAAAAAAUCUUUAGAAUAUAAAUGGACCACUCAACUUUUUUUGAGACCAUUUAUCCAAAUUUAUGCAAAUAUUUUCGGAUUUAAUGUUGGACGACCAUUCAUACCUGCUUCCCUUUGUUCAUUUUGUGGAAUAUCCGAGCAAGAAUUUUCUAAGAUCGAAGAUGUCAAAGUUUUGGUAUCCGGCAAAUCUACAUUAACAAUAAUGAACCAAAUAAAUUUAUUCUUAGAAGCUUGCAAAUUGUCUAUUGAUUGGUGUCAUAAAUUUAGUAUGAUGUUGAAUGAUGCGGAAUCAGUAUCAAAACCAGAUUUACGUAGUAUAUUUCGAUCAUUUGCACCAUGUUCAUUUUGUACUGCACUUUCUGAUAGUGUUAAAGAAGAAUCCGAGAUUUUAUUGAAUGUUUUAAUAAGGAAUUUGGUCUCCCAUGGAAUUUUAUCUGGUGCUGAAUUAUUGACAAUUGAUGAGGAACAUAAAGAUAUAGAUUCACUGAUCGUUUCUGAACUAGAUAUUGAUGCAAGUGAAAAAAAAGGGGUUCACGAAGUGCCAGAAUUUAUGAUUGAAGAAGAGGAUGAUGUCAAUUAUAUUUCCAAUCAAUCUAUAAAUGACUUGAACAUUGUACAAAAUAUUAUUCAUGUCAUAAAGAAUUGCUUCAUAACAAAAACGGUCACUUUAAAUUAUUUGGUCUUGUUGUUUUAUACCAUAACACAAACACUUGAGAUUUUAUCAGAAUAUCAAAAACUCGAAGAAAAUGUAUACAUUUUUUUGUUAACCAUUGUUGAGAUGAUUGAUAAAAAGUUCACCGGCGACAUAUCUAAAGAUGAGAAAUCGUUUUCUUUAACGGAUACGAAUAAGUUAUCAACUUCGAAAUCAACUAAUAAAAAGAAACGUAAAAAGAAAAAAGGAAACCAACAAGCGAAGACGUCGGAAAUACUGGAGAAUAAGCCUCGGGAAUUUUCGGAAUGGCAGCAAAAACUUAUUUUUAAUGGAAUCAAUAAAAUUAAAAAACAAAAUGGGUGGCAAGAUACUGUAAAACGGGGUUUGAAAUUUUGA